Bactrocera tryoni is the source of this 10859-nucleotide messenger RNA. RefSeq names its product laminin subunit alpha-1 (gene wb). NCBI's taxonomy places the organism in Eukaryota, Metazoa, Arthropoda, Insecta, Diptera, Tephritidae. Bases 1 to 10524 code for a protein of 3507 amino acids. The transcript is spliced from 19 exons. The record is from RefSeq and is a predicted model, not a curated record.
AUGUGUCCUAUAACAACAACAAAACCACUGCUGACAAAAAUGCAUCCCCCAAUAAACAAAAGCAACUCACACAGAACAGAAAAUAAACCUCCGCGUUGGUCGCUCCUACUAUCCUGUCUCAUACUGCUCGGCGUAUCCUGCAACAGCCACAUCACAAGCACACAUGCGGCAACAACAAACACUCAUAAACAAUUCGCGCAUCAGCAACUGCAUAGCCUCGCGCCCGCGCAGCUGCUGCGCGAGUACGCGGAGACGCCACUGCCGCUGAACACAAGUCGUGCGGCAAGCGAUGAGUCCAGCUUGGAAGCGUUACUGGCGCGCAGUCAUGUUGCGGCGAAGAAGUUGCAACGCCAACAGCCGGAGCUGACAACGCAGCAACACCGCCAGCAACAACAACAGCACCGCGCACAAAAGCGCAAAAAGCAACACAAGCAACACAGGCGACAGGAAGAGUUGCAGCCGCACAAAUCACACAAGCAUGAAAAAUCGCGUAAACAACGCGAACAACAUGCGCCACAAGCGACGCAAACACAUCGGGCAACACAUCGUAAAACCAAAAGUGGUCUGCCCAUCGAGAGCAACAUAAAUCGCGAUGAAUUUGUUGCGGACAAUAUUGCGCUGGCAGAUGCCACAAAUACGGUUGCGGCCACAAAGGCAGCAACAUCGGCAUUCGCUGUCAGCACAAACAGACGUGCCACGGCGCCGCAACAGCAGCAGCAGAAGAAGAAAAAUGGCCGUAACGGCAUGGCCAACGGUGUUGCUGGUGGUGGUGGCGGUGGUGGUAACAACAACAAUGGUGGCGGCGGCCGUAAUGGUCAUGGCAUCAGAGACGUCGGACGUCAGAAAUUGCACAGAAACGUAUUGCGCAUGCUCAACAGUCAAUCGGACUCACAAGCCGACGGCGGUCUCUACCCGCCACUCUUCAAUGUUGCACCACGCGCACAUAUCACCGUCAAUGCCACCUGUGGACAGAGUGGGCGCGAAGAGUAUUGCAAAUUAGUCGACGCGUAUCCGCACAAGAAAUGGGCCACACAAUGUGGCAUUUGCAAUGUGCAAUCGUCCGAUGUGGCCAAGCAGCGACCGAUCGAGGCUGUCAUCUCCAAUACGAAUUUCGACGAGCGUUGGUGGCAAUCGCCGACGCUACAGUAUGGCAGGCACUUUGAAUACGUCACGAUAACAUUGGAUUUGCGGCAGAUAUAUCAAGUCUUCUUUGUCAUGCUUAAGUCGGCAAACUCACCCAGACCCGCCUCUUGGGUAUUGGAGAAAUCGCUGGACGGUUUCACUUACAAUCCCUGGCAAUAUUUUGGACUCAGCGACGCGGAUUGUCAGCGGCGUUACGGUUUGACCGGCCAGAAUGGCAAAUACGUUUUCGAAAAUGAUACCGAAGUCAUAUGCACGACACAAUUCUCAAAAGCGCUACCACUCGAGAACGGCGAAUUACAUGUUUCGCUGUUGAAAAACCGCCCCGGUGCUAUGGAUCAAAGCGAUGAACUAAUGAACUUCAUAACAGCGCGUUAUAUACGCAUACGCUUGCAGGGCAUGCACACAACCGCGAACUUGGAUAACAGCGUCGAUUGGCUGCUGGAUGCGCAAUCGCUGGAGAAGCGCUCUUUCUACUCACUCAAACAGAUACGCGUAAGUGCGCGCCUCGAUUGCCACGGUCAUGCUGAUAAGACUGUUGAGUUGGCGGAGAAGCGCGCCGACGAGUUGGAGUACGCGCAACUCGCAUCCACGCUGCAAUGUGUCUGUCAGCAUAAUACCUGCGGCGCCGAUUGCGGCGAAUGCUGUGCGCUCUAUCAAGACAAACCAUUUCGCAACGGCACUGCGCGUGAGCCAAACGAAUGCGCGCUGUGUCAGUGUAACGGACAUGCGGAGUCUUGCUUUUAUGAUGCAUUUCUGGACCGCGGCAUCUGUCAGCAGUGUCAAAACAACACCGCCGGCAAUGAGUGUGAGUUUUGUGUGAGCGGCUACUAUCGCGCCAUAAAUGAAACGCUCGCGACGCCCUGCCAGCGCUGUGAAUGUGAUGGACGCGGCGCUGCAGGCACCUGUGAUCCCGUAAGUGGUCAGUGCCACUGCCGGGAGGGCUUUCAGGGUGCGCGUUGCGACGAAUGCGCUAGUGGUUACUAUGGGGACGAGUGUCGUCGCUGUGAGUGUGAUGUGCGCGGUACUAUACCAGACACGGAAUGCGCGGGUGUGUGUAAAUGUAAAGCGCAUGUGACCGGCGAUAGCUGUGGUGAUUGCUUACCAGGCUAUUAUGAUCUAAGCGCCGCGCAUCCAGAUGGCUGUGCGCCCUGCUGGUGUUCGGGUGUGGGCUUGUCGUGCAGUAGCGCUGUGUUGCAAACGCUCGCCUUCGAGACGCUGAACGAUUGGAAGGUAACGGACAUGACGCGCUCCCAAGUAGUCGCUGCGACUGUGGAUCCCGAUACAAAUUAUCUAGUUUAUGGCAUGGACGAUCUGAAUGAUGUGGAAGCUAUUUACUGGCAAGCGCCACAAGGUUAUCUCGGUAAUCGACUCACUAGCUAUGGCUCGCGUCUCACCAUACAAAUUAACUGGGUCACCAUACGUGGCGAUACAUCUGGCAAACCUACCGCUGGACCUGACAUCAUACUAUUCGGACGCAACGGUCUCAAAAUUGCUUAUGGUGACACUACAUAUACACAUGGUUCAGCGGCUACCAUUAACAUUACGCUCGAAGAGUCGGGUUGGUAUCAUGUGCCGCCAGCUGUGCGCGAUAUUAAGACGCGCCUGAGACGCACUGAAUAUCACGGAUCAGCGGUGACUCACGCUCAAAUGCUUUCAGUUCUAUCUGCUCUUGAUGCUUUACUUGUACGCGGCACUUUUCACACGGAUCAAGUGGAAACCUCAUUGGAGCGCGUAAUUAUAUACUCGGGCGGCACAGAGUUAGGCGCCGCGAAGGCAAGCACGCGCGUUGAACAAUGCGUUUGUCCCAUCGGCUAUUCAGGUCUCUCUUGUGAGAGUUGCGAUUUCGGCUUCAUACGCAUCUGGGAGAACGCGACUGAUCAUCAGCUGGUAGCUAAGUGUAUACCUUGCCCGUGCAAUGGUCACUCGAACUCAUGCGACUUGCAGAGUGGCGGCUGUGGCAACUGCAUGCACAACACCUAUGGCGAGCGUUGUGAGCGUUGUAAAGUGGGCUACUACGGCAAUCCGCUGCAAGGCACCGAAUACGACUGCAAACGCUGUGCUUGCCCUCUGCUGGUGGAUAGCAACAACUUUUCGCCCAGUUGUCAGUUGAAAACAUACAGCAUCAUGGAUCUGAACCCCAUAUACGGCGUGGUGGAGAAUUCCGAAUACAUUUGCACACAGUGUCCGCCCGGCUACACUGGUGACCACUGCGAGAUGUGCGACGACGGCUACUAUGGCAAUCCAACGGAGUUGGGCUCACAGUGCCGGCCAUGCGAUUGCAAUGGUGGACCGUGUGAUGUCUUCACGGGGCAAUGCAUCAUAUGCGACGGCAACACGGAGGGCUGGCGUUGUGAACGCUGCAAGCUCGGCUACUGGGGCGAUCCCUCGGCGGGCUGCGAGCCAUGUGAUUGCUAUAUAGACGGUUCGGAUAGUGAUUAUUGUGACAGCACGAAUGGUCAGUGUUUAUGUAAACCGCGUUUCGCCGGUCAAAAGUGUGACGAGUGUGACGCGGGUUUCGCGAAUGUCGAUUUGAAGUGUUUACCGUGUAAUUGUAAUCCAUUCGGCGCGGAGGAUAUAGACUUUUGUGAUCCCGAUAGUGGUCAGUGUCAGUGUAAACCUGGUGUGACAGGUCUGAAAUGUGAUGAAUGUGCCGAGGGACAUUUUGGACUCAAGGAGGAAUCCGAUGGUUGUGAGGAGUGUCAGUGCAGCCCGAUCGGCGCCAUCGCCGUCUCAUGUGACAAGCGUACCGGUCAAUGUGCCUGUCUGGCCAACGUUACCGGCCGGCGCUGCGACAAAUGCAAAUCAGGUCAUUGGAACCUCACGCAAGGCGUCGGCUGUCAUGACUGUCGCUGCGAUCCGGCCGGUUCGCGCAGCCACGAAUGCAACCCGUGGACGGGCCAAUGCGAUUGUAAGAUCGGUGUAGGCGGUCAACAUUGCAAUGAGUGUACGGACGGUUUUUACGGCUUCUCCAGCGAUGGUUGUCAACGUUGUACGCAGUGCGCGGGCGAAGGACAAGUUUGUGAUCCGUUGAAUGGUCGCUGCAUCUGUCCGCCGAACAGUCGCGGGUUGGGUUGUGCACAAUGUGUGGCCGGUACUUGGGGUUGGCAGCCGCGUCUCGGUUGUCGCAAUUGUGCCUGCGAUCGUAUCGGUUCAAUCGGCCAGCUGUGUGAGUCGUUGAACGGCCAGUGCCAGUGUCGUGAGGGUUAUGCGGGCCGGCAGUGUGACACGUGUGCAAUUGGUUACUUUGGUUAUCCGGAGUGCAGGCGCUGCAAUUGCAAUGUGGAUGGUUCGUUUGUGCACGCCGAUGGCUCGAUCACUUGCGAUGCGAACGGCCAGUGUCCGUGCAAAGCGCUGGUGGUUGGACUCAAAUGUGACACGUGCAUGAAAUCAACCUUUGGUUUGUCGGCACUCAACCCGGAAGGUUGUACGCGUUGCUUCUGCUUUGGUCGUUCGAGUGAGUGUGUGCAGAGCGAAUGGUCAUGGGGACAUAUACGCAUGGCGGAGGCACGCAACCUGAGCGUGCAAUACAUACGACCGCAAUACGUUACGAAUACGGAGUAUGAGUAUAUUGUUGUUGUGCAGAUGGCGGGCGCGAAGAGCUAUCGCGAAGAUGCCGAAAUACACCUGCUCAACGAUCUGAAUUUGAUACCACGCUCCACGGGCAAUGUGUCAAUCGGCGCAUACACGAAUUUCUUUCAUCCACUCUACUUCCAACUGCCACCGCAAUUCUAUGGUGAUCGCACUAGCAGCUAUGGUGGUCACUUGUACUUUACGCUUCUGAUCGAAGGCGCUAAUCGGCCACUGGAACGAAAUGUGCUCUCACGUUUCCCGCUAGUGCAGAUACAUUCGCACAAGAAGUUGGUGCUCGACUAUUACGAAUAUGAGAACUACGAGUAUGCGCUCAAUGUGACCUACAAAGUGCCUCUUCACGAGUCCGAGUGGAAGUUUCAUCACAACAGUCAGACGGUGGAUCGUGCUACAUUGAUGGCAGCGCUGCAGAAUGUGAAGCAUAUCUUUGUGCGAGCCUCGGCAUUCGCGGACUUCACUGAAGUAGUGCUGAGCAACGUUCACAUGGACUCAGCCAUUUAUGUUUACGGUUCCACGAAUAUGAUAGCCAAAGGUGUUGAGCACUGCAAGUGCCCGAAGCGUUAUGAUGGGCUAUCGUGUCAAGAUCCUGGCAAAGGUUUUUACCGUUAUCGCAAUGUCACUGAAAUCGAGACCGUCUUCAUAGAGGAUCUCAUCGGACGCGUUGUGCCCUGUCAUUGUAACGGACGGAGCAAUGAAUGCCAACGCGAGACGGGUAUUUGCUUGAAUUGUCGCGAUAACACAGGCGGUGGCCACUGUGAGCAAUGUGCAGAUGGCUAUUAUGGCGAUCCAAAUUCGCCAUACGGCUGUCAGUCGUGUCCCUGCCCGGAAACAAGCCGUAAUUUCGCUAAAGGCUGUAAUGUCUGGCAGGGUGAGGUUAGUUGCGUUUGUAAACCCGGUUACACCGGCAAACUGUGUGAUCAGUGUCGCACUGGCUAUUUCGGCAAUCCACUGGCUUAUCCGAAUAGCACCUGUCAGCCGUGUAACUGCAAUCUGGAUGGAUCAACAAACGACGACUGCGACAGUCAAACUGGACAGUGUCAGUGUCGGCCAGGUGUGACUGGUCUCAAAUGCGACCGUUGCAUUGCGGAACGCAGCCAUCUUGAAGAUCGCGGCUGUCGAAUUUGUGACAAUUGCACACUGUUGCUGCUGGACUACAUCGAGCUGAUCAGCAAUAAGCUACGCCGUGGUCUGCACAAUAUGGAUAUGACGGGCAUACCAGCACCUUACCUGAAAGUAGACGACUACGAGCGCGACUACAACACACUACAAAUUCACUAUGAAGACUACACGAACGCGCGCAAACUGUUGGGAAACUAUGAUGUCAACGAAUUGCUGAAGAUCGACUCACACGCCGAGAAUAAUAAAUUUCAGUCACGCAAAGCGCUGGCCACUGCAACCAAGCGCAAAGAGGCUGUAAGCCAACUAAGGAAUGAUGUGACCACCCUCUAUGUGGAUAUAGGCGCGCUCCGUCCAGAUAUUUUACAAUAUAUUUUCACGCUCAACAAUUACGGUAAGAGUGAGCAGCACAUGAGUCUACCGAUGGCGUUAGAACAAGCGCGCUUCUAUUUGGCCUCCAUACGACAACACGAGGAAACCGUGAAGAACAUACGUAACUCCACGCAAUGCGCUUGGCACUUCUACUAUCACUUUGGUAACGCAUCGGAUGCGGCAUUCGAUCAGGAAGCGCGUGUCGAAAUGUUCUGGCGUGAUCUUAAUCAAAGUAAUGUUCGCAUAUCCGAUAUGCGUCUACACGUCGAUCGAACGGUGGAAAUGCAAAGCGAGAUCGAAGACACAUUAGAGCAUGUGGUGAAUUUGCGCAAUCAUGUUGCGGAAGAUUACAGUAAAAUCAAUGAGCUGGGCACUGAUGUCACGGAUUAUUUGAAUCAGAGCUUAAUACCGCGCACAAAUCUAUUGAUCGAGCAGAAUUGGGCACAACAAGAGCAACUGACAGGUGUGACCGAUACGAUUGAUAGACUCUAUGAACAAUUGAAUAUCUCCAUGGAUGAUAGUGAGGGCUUACAGCGUGAGGUGCGCAAGCAUUGGCUGCCGAAAGCACAAAAACAUGCCGAUAGAUUGAUGGAGCGUUCGAAUGAGUAUGCCAGACAGUUUCAACCCACGAGAAAUGGCGCGAAAAUCGCGUUAUUGGCAAGUUCCGCGCAUAAGAACAUAUCCGAUGCCAUUGACGCUGCAAGACGAGCAUCAAUCGAAGCCAAAGCACGUGUUUGGGAAGCACAGAGAAGACUCUAUCCCGACGAUGGUAGCUCUGUGAUUGAACGUGCUGAGAUAUCACUAAACAAAUCUAGAGCACUACAAAAAGAAGCGCUUGCCGAGAUGGAACGCACCAAUGCGCUCAAGCAAAAACUCCAAAUACACGAAGACAAAGUGGACAGCAUCAAAACUACGAUCUACGACGCGGGCACGCGCACCAACAACGUCUCAGCACAUUUACAUGCGGCGGCUAACAACUCAGCGCGUCGGUUGGCUUUGGAGAGCAUAGACAUGGCGAAGAAUAUUAGCAACGAAAUGCGGCACGAACUGCAAAAGGCGAGACGGUUGCACGAGGAAAUCCUGAAGUUACGCGAGAAGUUCGCCAUCUUAGAACCAGAUUGGGAAAUCAAGCUAGGACGCGCCGAGGAGAAUAUUUCGCUCACUAAGACCAAUAUACGUCUGGCGAACAUAUCGCUCUCGUAUGUAGAAGAACAAGCGCAGAAGGAGAAAGCGAAAUUCGAUGAAUGGAAUAAUACGAUGUCCAGUCAAGUGCAGGAAUUGCGCGACAAAAUCGCUAAAGCACGACAUGCAGCCGAGGGCAUUAAAAUCUCACUGGAAUCGCUGAAUCCGAAAUGCUCGCGCACCUAUCUACCCACCUUAUAUGGGCUCUCCACUUCAAACACCAUAAAAAUUUCAUUUGCGCUGCCCAAUCGAAACGGCAACUCGCCACUGUUGCACAUACAAGGCAGCGACGGCCGCUAUAUCGCACUCGAACUCUACAAGCGGCACGUACGUCUAGUUUGGAACCUUGGCGGCACCACCACCAUCAUUACACAUCCACUGGAAGUGCAAACGCGUGAUCCCAAGUAUGAUGACGCCUGGUAUCAUGUGGAAGCGAAUCGCACACUGAACAUAGGUAGUCUUUUGGUACGGCGCAUGAAUAACUAUGGCGCGCUGGUGCCCGGUCAAGCCGUAACUGGUAAUACCGACGCUGGCUAUACGCGCUUCUUCCAAACGCCCAACGAACGCAUACAUCUCGGCGGUUAUCCGAGCGAUAUGUCACAGAAGGAGAUGCAACAAAGUGCGGGUCUCAAUGUUGUCGUGCACAACGUGGAGGUAGACAAUCGUCCCUUGGGCAUAUGGAACUUUAUCACUAGUGAGGGGCGUUGUGGCGGCGCAAUUACUGGUGCACAGGAAUCCACAUCAACCUCGAUAGCAAGACACUUCAAUGGCGUGGGUUAUGCGGAGGUGAAGAAGUCACGUUUGAGAUCGUAUCGUAUGAAUUUGUUUGCGCUACAAAUGACCUUCAAGACACUGGAUGAGAAUGCGCUGCUAUUCCUGGCGGUUGAUGAUAAGAAUAAUCGCUCCGUGUCGGUGACGCUCAGUCGUGGACGCAUUAUGUUCCGCAUUGAUUACGGCGAUGAGGCAAAAUUGGAAAUAAACACCACCAACAAAUACAACACGGGUAAAUGGGUUAAGAUUGAGGCAGCGCGUGAGUUCGUGCCGAGACGCGGCACUGAGAAUGGUAUCUUACGCGUGGACAACGAACGUGCCAUCACUGGUUCGCCCACUGUGCCCAUUAAGAGUCACAUGUUGCCGGAUUUGUCGAAGCCGGUAUACUAUUUGGGCGGUGUGCCGCCAGGUUUCAAAUCGGGUACCUCCAAGGCACCUGGUGCGGAUAAUCCCUUCCUGGGUUGUAUGAAGGACGUGCAAGUCAACAGAGAAACUUACGAUCCACUGGAGGGCUCAACACACUUUGGCGUAGAGCCAUCUUGCAAGGAAGUUAUAACAAAAGCCGGCUUCACAGGUCAGGGUUACAUCGAGCUUCCCUCCCAGUCACUACGUAAGCGCGCCAACACCGGUUUCGUUUUCCGCACCUUACAAUCCGAUUGCCUACUAUUGCUCUCCGCCUAUCCACCCGAAGUUGCUGAGGACUACGACGACAAAGACAUCAAGGGAAAUUAUUCGAUCAGCUUAAUCGACGGUCAUCUGCAAGUAUGGAUCAACUCCGGACGCAGUCUUUUGAAAAUCAUUUCGAACAACACGCUUAACGAUGGUGAAUUCCAUGUGGUGAAUUUAAUUAAAACUGGUCGCAAAUUCGAACUGAUGGUUGAUGAUGAGUUGCAAGACACGAAAAGCCUAACCGGCGCGCCCACACUUGUCAGCAUGCCACGUGACGCCGGCGGUCUCUACAUCGGUGGUGCUCCACCUUAUGAGGAGUUCACACCACUAGCACCUACUUUUAUCAAACUAGAGGGCGCCAUACGCGAUGUGGUCUUCAAUAACCAUACGGUCAACUUGAACCAGGCGGUGGCCUUCUCGAACGUGCAAAUCGGCCGGAACGGGCCACCAAUGGGUACUGUAAAUGGACUUAUCGAUGUACUGCUUAAGACUGAACCGAUGAUUGGCAAGAGCUUUACCGCAUCGCCUGAGGGAUGUUUAAGGGUCGGCAGCUAUUCGUACGAGCCGAGCGCCUUCAAAUUCGGCGAUGUAACGCACAGUUACGCCCAACUUCAAGUGCCACAACGCAAUUUCUGGCAACGUAAUUUUCACAUCUCUUUCGGUUUUCGCUCCUUCUAUCCGAACGGUUUAAUCUUCCUAGCACCGGGCAGCAAGGAGAAGCAUAAACACUAUGUAGCGCUGCUGCUCAAGAACGGUCAACUGCUUUUGAUAGUGCGCGGUCGCCGGCGUGAAGAAUUGAAAUUGACAGCAAAAUUAGACGACGGCGUAUGGCAUCACGUGACGAUAUUGUGUCAGGAGCGCAAAGUAACCAUGUCGGUGGAGAUUGGACAAACCGAUCAGAAGACAUCGGCGCAGAUGAAGGUGCCGAAAAAGAUUGCGGCCACAAAUGUGCUGUAUGUUGGCGGUUUGCCCGAGAAGGUGCCUAAAUUGCCAACGGAGUUGCUGCAACGACUGGAAGCCUUCAAAGGUUGUCUGCGUGGCAUGAGCAUAAAUAAUAGCACGCAAGAUCUGGCGCGUCCGGGCAAACAUCUGCAUGUUGGACAGUGUUUUCCGAAAGUGGAGAAGGGUGCAUACUUUCCCGGCGAUGCCUACGCGAUAUAUAAACGCAACUUCCAUGUCGGCAAAUACUUGGAGUUCGAGCUCGAUUUCCGCACCUCCGAACUUUUCGGUACACUGUUAAGUAUCUCAGAGCCCUCAGGUUUUCCAGCGCUCUCGUUAGAACUCAACAAUGGCAAUAUCAUCUUUUCCACCGACCUCGGCGAUGGCAUGCCAUUCCGCGUACAAUCGGAACUACCCAGCAAAUACGCUUUAUGCGACAAUAAAUGGCACAACAUUUCGGCGCUUUACGAUUACGAACACAUCACAUUACGCAUCGAUCAGAUGGCGACCACCAAAGCGCGAUCGACACAACAACGCAACAACAGCAAAGUACAAACGAAGUCGGCGCUUUACAUAGGCGGUCUACCAGAAGUCGCUCCCAGCGGCACGCUGCUCGCCCGCGAAAACUUCAAAGGCUGCAUACGCAAUGUGUCCAUACGUCAGGAGCGACGCGAUUGGAUCGACAUGGACGAGCUGCAUAAUGUUUUGUUAAGCGAAUGUCUGGUCACAGGCGUGGACAACUGAUUGUGAUUGUGUGUGCGAAUAUGUGUGAUUGCAAUGUAUUUGCGUAGAAGUUUAGGUGAGAGUGGUCACAGUGAAAUGCUUUAGUAUUUAGACAACGCUUGAAAAUGUAGCUGCGAUUUUCGUUUAUGUUUAAGUAGACCGUCGAUGCCUUUUGGUAGACCUGUAGCAUACCGAAAUAGACUAAUUAAGGCAUAAACAUGAGUUUGUUGUCUCAACCGCCGGGUUUUUAUUACAUACAUGCAUAUAUGUGUGUAUGAGUGUGAGCUGCAAUGUAUCAUUGUGAAGAGCAUCUAAUUUGAAAGAAAUAUCGGUUGAGUAGUUCGACCGGAAUCAUG